Dissoconium aciculare CBS 342.82 is the source of this 651-nucleotide messenger RNA. RefSeq names its product DNA-binding protein. The coding region runs from base 1 to 651 and encodes 216 amino acids. The transcript has a single exon. Lineage: Eukaryota; Fungi; Ascomycota; Dothideomycetes; Mycosphaerellales; Dissoconiaceae. The record is from RefSeq and is a predicted model, not a curated record.
AUGAAGAUUGAAUCGCGAUGGGCCUUCUCGCCUCCCUUCAGAGCGAGGUUUGCGAAGCCGUUGCGCUGGGGAACAAGUGCAGAGCCCGCGGAAUCGAACGAGCUCUCGCCAGCACCACGAACGCUCAUCGCGAAUCGCGUCAAUUGCGAAAUAUUCUACCUCGAGCGCGAAGUUGACCGCGAUUACGACACGCCUCUUGCAGCGCUCUACCGCAUGUACGAACACCUAGUCCUAGAUCAAUCUAUCGAGAUCCGCAACGAAAUCGAACAUAUCUGGUUCAUGCGAUGGCCAGUCCGCGAUCUUCCUGAUCCCCACGAUCCUGAUCCGGAACGCUAUGCCUGUCUCGCAUGUCUCCCUGCACUGCUUUGCCUGGCGUUCAAUGAGCGGAUUCGACUUGGAUUACCGCGCCAUGCUCCGUCCAUAUUCUCGCACGAUGAUUUGGAUGUCUGGAGGGCACAGAAGCGGGUAUAUGAAGAGGAACCCGCAUGGGCGACUCGUGUACCACGCUUGAAGGCGACUCUUGCCAUUCCUCAUUGGGACAACGAGAAACGCGAUUUCGUGACGCUCGAUGGUUUUGAAGCGGAAGGCGCGUGUGCUGAGUCAGCGGCGAAGAACAUACUCAUCCUGCGGCCGCAUAUUCAUUUCAUAUGA